AUGAGUAAAAUUAAAGAAGAUGUUGUACGAGAGUUGCACACUCAAGCUCGUAAAAAUUUUCUGAGACGUAAAGUUGACAUUCGUGACAAGGACGAAUGUUGGCAGGCUGAUCUUGUCGAUAUGAUUGAGCAUGCACAACCGAAAUUUAAUGUCAAUGACAAUGUACGAAUCAGCAAGUAUAAACACAUCUUUGAGAAAGGCUACAAACCAAACUGGACAAAUGAAAUAUUUACAAUUAUAAAAAUAAAUAAAACUGUGCCUGUAACAUAUAAACUUAAAGACUAUCAAGAGAAUCCAAUUCAAGGAUGUUUUGAUAAUGAAGAAUUACAUCGUGUCAAACAUUCUGACAUUUAUUUAAUUGAAAAAUCAUAA
Molecule: messenger RNA, 372 nt
Organism: Aphidius gifuensis
Lineage: Eukaryota; Metazoa; Arthropoda; Insecta; Hymenoptera; Braconidae
Exons: 3
Coding region: 1-372 (123 amino acids)
Source: RefSeq, a predicted model, not a curated record